Molecule: messenger RNA, 1503 nt
Organism: Serendipita indica DSM 11827
Lineage: Eukaryota; Fungi; Basidiomycota; Agaricomycetes; Sebacinales; Serendipitaceae
Source: the annotation of a GenBank genome assembly
AUGGAACACGCCUCGAGCCCUUCGACAUCGCGCGACUACCUCACCCCGCCUCGACGGUCCAUGUCCAGCUGUGUACCAUCAACAUCGACUACAUCGUCUUCUUCAAGGCGCAGCUCUUUCGAUUCGCUUUACACCCCCACGCCUGUAGAUAGCCUCUUGGCCCCACCAACAAUUUCAAGACAUCUCACUCCUCCUGCCUCACCUUCACCUUUCAUGGUCGAAUUCGGCAAACCACCUAGUAUGCACCAGCAGCGGCCCUGUCUCGCUAAACCAGACCCCGUCUCGCUACGGCGGUCGGGUAAAUUCCUUCUCCUCGUCCUCCUUCCAACAGCAGUCAUCGUCACCGCUGCAGCAGCAUUUGCAACGAUUGCAACCUCCGGCCACCAAAGACCGUUACCGGUGCAGAGACUGGCCCAUGGUGAACUCGACUGGCAAAAGCGAUGGUCAAACGACCUAGAGGUUCGACAAAAUGUAGACGGGGCAGACGUACCCGUGUUGACGGUAGGCGGACUCGGAGGAGUCUCGUCAGCUACAAGUUCAGGCUCGGCGAACGACUCUGCCACACCGACAACAUCCGCGUCGGCGUCCGUAUCAGGGACAUUGACGAGCACGACUUCAACGACACGCGCCUCGGCCCCUGUGAUUCCCAGCUCUGUCGUAUUGCCUACGCCAUUCCCACAGGCCUUUGACAGCACGCUCUCGACAGAUUUCACAUCAGGAACAUGUCAAGUGUUCUUUGCAAAUCUCACUACGACACUCUCUUUCCGACAAUGUCGACCACUCUCCCUCUUAAUCCCAACAUCGCAAGCCUUUUUGCAAGUCCAGCUCGAUAAAAACCUAACGAGUCUGACGUCGAUCAUCUACGGCACGUGCAAUACCACGCCAUCGGAAGACGAAUGCGUAGGGCGCAUGCUCGAAUUCGAACAAGAUAUCCGAACAGCGUGCGCACAAGAAUUGAGCAGCGGUCAUGCGCUCGCGUGGAGCGCAUUGAAUGGGUUUAGAAACUACAAAAUGGUCAGGGACGCAGGGUGUUUACAAAAUGAGCGCACGAAUACAUACUGCUUUGUCGACGCCGCGGCCGCCCAACCACCCGCGGACAUUUACCUCUACCAACUCCCCAUGGGGACUCCUCUCCCUGGCUCGUCCUCGUCUUCGUCUACAUCAAGUCGUGCGCAGAGUACGACUGUUGCCAAGAUUGCUCGUGAUGUCCAUAUCCCACGGGACAAUGUCUUGUUGGACGCGAGUGGGUUGGCAAAGGGCGUGCAGAUUACGCCGUCGUGUAGUGCGUGUUCGCGGAGUGUGAUGAGCAUCUUUGCGUCGUAUGCCACCAAUUCGACAUUGCUCAUUAGUGAGACGUACCCUUCUGCUUCCCGUGUGCUCAAUGGUGCGUGUGGAGAUGGGUAUGCGCAGUCGAUCAGCGGUGCGCUUUCGACGGUGGCGACGAGUAUGUGGAAUGUCGUGUUGGUUGGGCUCGUGGGUAUUGGUCUUACGUGGGUCGUGUAA